This is a messenger RNA of Phyllostomus hastatus (greater spear-nosed bat), 327 nucleotides long. Its product is annotated as small cysteine and glycine repeat-containing protein 4-like. The record is from RefSeq and is a predicted model, not a curated record. Bases 1 to 327 code for a protein of 108 amino acids. The transcript has a single exon. NCBI's taxonomy places the organism in Eukaryota, Metazoa, Chordata, Mammalia, Chiroptera, Phyllostomidae.
AUGGGGUGCUGUGGCUGUGGUAGACGCUGUGGUGGCUGCGGUGGCGGCUGCGGUGGCGGCUGUGGUGGUGGCUGUGGUGGCUGUGGUGGUGGCUGUGGUGGUGGCUGUGGUGGCGGCUGUGGUGGCUGCAGCACCUACCGGGUCGGCUGCUGCUCCCGCUGCUGCCCCUGCUGCUGUGGCUGCUGUGGGGGCUGCUGCAGUGUCCCCGUGGUCUGCUGCUGCCGUCGCUCCUGUGGCUGCGGCUGUGGCUCGUGUGGCUGUGGCUGCGGCUGUGGGAAGGGCUGCUGCCAGAGGAAGUGCUGCUGCCAGAGGCAGUGCUGCUGCUAG